AUAACCUUUGUUUGCCUGUGCACUUUUGUCCUUGCAGAAUCACAUCCUGACCCUGAUGGCUAUGGCUGCUUGGAUCUACAAGCACCCCAGCCUAAAGAACUCCAUCAACCUCGUGGUGGUGAAGGUGCUGAUUAUCGAAGAUGAGAAGCUCGGGCCAGAAGUGUCGGAUAAUGGAGGGCUCACACUCCGCAACUUCUGCAACUGGCAGCAGAGCUUCAACCCUGCUAGCGACCGUCACCCAGAGCAUUUUGACACGGCCAUCCUGCUGACGAGACAGGAUUUCUGUGGGCACCAGAGCUGUGACACUCUGGGUGUAGCUGACAUCGGCACCAUGUGCGACCCCAAAAAAAGCUGCUCUGUGAUCGAAGAUGAGGGCCUCCAAGCUGCCUACACCCUGGCUCAUGAACUAGGUCACGUAUUCAGCAUGCCCCAUGAUGACUCCAAGACCUGUGAGCGACUUUUUGGGCCUCUGGGCAAACAUCACAUGAUGGCUCCUCUCUUUGUUCACUUGAACAAGACUCUGCCGUGGUCCCCCUGUAGCGCCAUGUACAUCACAGAGUUUCUAGAUGGAGGACAUGGAGAUUGCCUCCUCGACGCUCCAGCCAAACUCAUCACCCUCCCCACAGACCUGCCAGGCCAAGUGCCCAUCUACAGCCUGGACCGUCAAUGCCAGCAGAUCUUUGGCAAGGAAUUUCGGCACUGCCCGAAUACCACCGAGGAGGAUGUCUGCGCUCAGCUGUGGUGCCGGAUGGAGACAGGAGAGCCUCUCUGUCACACCAAAAAUGGCAGCUUGCCCUGGGCGGACGGCACACCCUGCGGGGCAGGCAGGCUGUGCUGGGAAGGCAUCUGUGUGCUAGGGAACAUGGCAAAGCCCCAGCCUGUGGUGGAUGGAGACUGGGGGCCCUGGAGCCCGUGGGGCACCUGCUCCAGGACGUGCGGAGGCGGGGUGCAGUUCUCACACCGCAACUGCAACAAUCCCGAACCGCAGAACGGUGGGAAAUACUGCGAGGGCCAGAGAGCCAAGUACCAGUCAUGCCACACGGAGGAGUGCCCAGACAGUGGGAAGAGCUUCCGAGAGCAGCAGUGUGAGAAGUACAACAGCUACAAUUUCACGGAUCUGGAUGGGAAUCUGCUGGAAUGGGUCCCAAAAUACACGGGUGUCUCCCCCAGAGAUCGCUGCAAGCUCUUUUGCCGAGCCAGAGGGAGGAGUGAAUUCAAAGUAUUUGAGGCCAAAGUGAUUGAUGGGACAUUGUGUGGGCCAGAGACUCUCUCCAUCUGUGUGCAUGGUCAGUGCAUCAAGGCUGGCUGUGACCAUGUGAUUGGGUCCUCCAAGAAGCUGGACAAGUGUGGGGUGUGUGGUGGCAAUGGCUCAACUUGCAGGAAAAUAUCUGGUUCACUCAACAGAUCCAAGUAUGGCUAUAAUGACAUCGUCACCAUCCCUGCCGGAGCUACGAACAUUGAUAUCAAGCAGCGCAGCCAUCGAGGAGUCAGGCACGAUGGGAACUACUUGGCUUUGAGGACUCUCGAUGGCCACUACCUCCUGAAUGGAGAGUUUGCCAUUUCAGCCAUGGAGCAGGACAUCCUGAUCAAGGGGACAAUCCUGAAGUACAGUGGCUCCAUGACUACCCUGGAGCGGCUCCAGAGCUUCCAGGCACUCCCAGAAUCCCUCACGGUCCAGCUGCUCACCAUCACCGGCGAGGUCUUCCCACCCAAGGUGAAGUACACCUUCUUCAUCCCCAAGGAUGUCCCCUUCAACAAGCAGAAGGACAAAGAGAAGAAGUCAGCCAAUAUCAUCCAGCCAAUGCUGACCUCGCAGUGGGUCAUGGGGGACUGGUCUGAAUGCUCUAAAACCUGUGGCUCCGGCUGGCAGAGACGGACAGUGGACUGCCGGGACAUGGAGGGCCAGACCUCGACAACCUGCGACAGGGCCCUGAAGCCGGAGGAUAUCAAGCCCUGCGGCGACCUCCUGUGCCCCAUUUGGCGGCUGGGUCCCUGGUCCGCGUGCUCCCGAACUUGCGGCGAGGGAGUGAGGACGCGCAGCGCCUCCUGCCUUGACUACGCAGGGAAGAUCACGGCCCCUGAGAAAUGCAGCUUGCCACCACCAGCAGAAGCCACCGCAGCCUGCCUGCUGCAAGAGUGCUGAGCCAGUGCCAGGCCGGUGCGUCAGAGGCACAUAACAUAGGCAACUACUAACCAGACUAGACCUGGCUCAGCAGCCGGAGCAGGAACAUAGGUUUAAAGGCGGAUGUGCACUAAUUGACCUGAGCGGGCCCCCGAGGCAGCCCUGCUUGAAAGACUAACAGACAUUCAAUAACAGUCCCUUCCCCACCUGACAGCCAUCUACCUCAGAGGGGGACAAGAGCAGCGGGGGAGCGGGGAGGAGACGCUGGGUGUUUUUUCUGGCCAGCAGCAGGGGAAUUUCACCCCAAGAAGCAAAAAUUCAUGUCCUAGUCUGUUUGCAAAGAGGAUGGCCUGAGUUUCAGUCCCACCCACGUGGCCUUGUGAGUCUGACAGUGAGGACCUCAUCAUCACGGUGGACUGUGCGCUGACCAUCAGGCUGAUACCCAGGGCCGCCAAGGGCUGGGGUGGGGAAGGGGCUUCCACACUCGAAGGUGACGUCAUGGAAGUCUUUUUUAAAAAACCAUGUAUUGGAUGGAGGGUCUGAUCAUCAGACAGUUCUCCCAUUAGCUCCAUGAUGGCUGUGGGAUCAGAAGUCUUAGCCAUGAGCUCACACUCUUCCUACCGGUUUGAGUUAGGUUCGAGACCACCCAGAGGUGUAAGCUGCUGAGAUGGGAUCUCAAUUCCAAAUCUCUCCAUCCCAGCCACAUUUCAGUGGUGCUUGGUCUGGGACUUCAGUUCAGCACAUUAGAAAAUGGCAUUUUUGCCAAAAGCUGGAGCUAGGGUCAGAUUUCCAUCCCCCCCAUCCUGUGUUCCAGGCCAUUUCUCUUCUUAGCUGCUCACAUAAAUGCAAUGAAAGCCCAAUUCAAGGUCAGCCUGUACAUGCAAAUCCAGCUUUGUACAUUUGUACCCGAAUCUGACCUACUUGUCUCUCUGUCAGCUCACCCAGAAAACCAAUGGACUCUGACAUGAGGCAGAGUGGUCUGAGCGUGGGACUGAGAUCCAGCUGCUCCUGAGCUCUAAUACAGUCGAAGAAACACCUCCCUUCUGUGGCCUUAGACAAGUCAUUUGAUCUCUCUCUUUCUCUUUCUCUCUCUCUGCGCCUCAGUUUUCCUAGCUGUAAUAUGGAGCUUAUACCUGACCUGAUUCCCAGGGUGUUUGCUGUGAGGAAGAGCUAACAUUUGUACAUGGCUUUGAAGGUGACAGUUGAAAUGCUUUUUGCAUGACAUGCUAAAUGCUAGCUACACCCUGUCUUCUCACCAAGCUUGAGUAGGGGCUGCCAUUUCCUUCCCCAGAAAAGUCCUCAGCUUUGCAUCCAUCGAGUAUUUGAUAAGUUGUGUUUUGGGGUCAGGUCAUUCGCCAUUCAGGGGUCAAAUGAAAAUUACAGUAGAACGCUGAACACUAAUUGGGUCCAACCACUGUGUGGUCAUGAAAACAUGCAGUGGAUUGAUAACCUCCCAAAACAACUGAAAAUACACUGUAACCAAGAGAGGCUGCAUUGUAAAGUCCUCUGUUAACCAUGUUACUGUAACUUGACUGAAGUGUGUUGUUUUGCCUUCAGCAUGGAAGAGGAUACAAUGUGGAGGGUGGAGAUGUUUCAGGUUUUGAUUAACCCUUAUCCUGUGACAUCACCUGGCCAUGUGCGUUUGGCUGGACAUGCAGUGGAUUGGACUGUGCCUGUUCUGCGCUCUACUGUACCUGCGGGAAGUCAGGCUAGAUGAUCACAGCGGCCCCUUCUGGUUUCAUCGUCUUCAGUUGUACAGAUCCCUGGUUCAGGUUGCAAACUCCCCCAGAAUUCAGGCACGCAGAGCUCUGGCCUUUGGGUCAACCCAUUGUGCAGACAGAGUAUGUUUGCUAACGUUAGAUCUGGGCCUGGAUUCCUGCCUGUAUAGUAUUUGAGGGGGUCCAGAUCUGGGGCUUUGGCUCAGGAUAUUCACAGGUCUUUCCAGCUUGCAGUCAUCCUCCCCUCCCUGUAGCCAAUUAUCAUCCUCCAUGUGGUUGCCUGCUGCUAAGCAGUCCUGACAAGGAGAUCUAACACCCCUACUCCCAAGGCUGAAAUCUUUCCUUCCCUGCAGGGAUUGCUGCCAGAGCGGAGUAGAACAGCCAAGCUCUCUGCCUGCAACCCAGACACUGUCUGGUCAUUGCAGAUGCCUGGCCAGUCACUGAACUUUGCCCCUUUUGCUACAUGUGUACUGAGGCUCAGCCGGCCUGGCAGCAGCCUGCAUCUCUGGGGCGGGGAAGAUUUGCAAAUUUCCUUGUCAGCAGUGUCUUGCAAAUAGAGGAUCUGUGUGUUAUCAAGAGGCUCCCUUCUUCCUACCCCUUUCUGGG
This is a messenger RNA of Gavialis gangeticus (Gharial), 4446 nucleotides long. It is a transcript of the gene ADAMTS8, whose product is annotated as ADAM metallopeptidase with thrombospondin type 1 motif 8. Gene Ontology annotation, molecular function: zinc ion binding; metalloendopeptidase activity. The record is from RefSeq and is a predicted model, not a curated record. Bases 56 to 2143 code for a protein of 695 amino acids. NCBI's taxonomy places the organism in Eukaryota, Metazoa, Chordata, Crocodylia, Gavialidae. The transcript is spliced from 8 exons. Gene Ontology annotation, biological process: extracellular matrix organization; proteolysis.